UCCUCCCCGCUUCAAAAAAAAUAAAAAUAAAAAAAAGGGGGUCGAAAUCCACAGACGCUUCCUCCCCGCAGCGUUGCCCUCGCGAUGGACUGAUUGAGCCACGGACCCGAGCGAUCGCGCCCCCAAUCUCGAUCCCCCACCAGACCUUCCCCCUACGCCAUGGCGAUCCGCCCGGGCUGAGGCCUGAUUCGCCGCCCCUGGCCAGUUCUUCGUCGGGCGCUUCAAUUCGCCGGCGACGAGCAUCCGAUAGGGUUCUCUGAAGGAAGAUUGGGGCGGAAUUCCGGUGGGGUUUCUAUGACGCCCGCUCCCGCUCCAGCCAUGGACCAUGCUGAGGACGAGGGCGGUGGUGGUGCCAGGAACCAAAGCAGCAUGGUGGUGGUGAAAACAGAGGCCGUCUGCACGAAUGGUGGUGGCCCUCUGGUGGCGUCUCCUGACCUUGUGAAUGAAGACGAGGGAGAUGAAACCACCGAAUGCUCGAGCUCGUUUGGGGACACUUGCUCAGGAUCCGAAGGCGAGGCGGAUGGGGGUGAACCGGAGGUGAAUUCUGGCAUUUCAGCUCGUGCCAAUGGUGGUAGGCCCUCAAAGCCGCCUAGAAGGAAAAAGGUGACAGCUGAGUGGAGGAAUUCUGUUCGUCCAAUUAUGUGGAGAUGCCAGUGGUUAGAGUUGCGUAUGAAGGAGCUGUCAUGUCAAGUAUCAAAGUAUGACAGGGAGCUUGCUCUAAUCAAGAAAGAAAAAGAACAACAAGUACUAAGCAAAGCAAAUGGUUCCAUGUCAGAAUCGGUGCAGAUUCACAAAGGCCAUGGGAACAGUAUCAUGAAGAGGAGAAAGAGGAAGAUACAUGAAGAAAAUGUGGAUGCAUCCUUGUACAUCAACAAGCACCAGAUAUUGUCAUACUAUCAUGACAAACAAAAUAAAGGAGCAGAAACUGAUGCUGUCUUAAUUGAUGACGAAUGUGGCAGUACAGUUGAUGGCAGUAUCAGAGGUGGACUUGACACUGUUACAUUGCUCGAUUCUGAGAAUUAUGAUAUGAUUUUUGAGCAGCUCACUUUAAAGGACACUCUUAUGACAAUUGAUGGGCUCCAGUCUAGAGUUCAUCUGCUGCAAGAUCGUCUCAGCAAUGCUCAUUCUGGAGGAGAAAAUUUGGCACUUUCUGAGGACGGUACUCAUGUCAUGGUGACUCGGAAGAGGCAGCAUACUCAAAAGCGCUCAUUCUCUUAUACGAAGUGUCGAUAUACUAAACCACAGAAAAGGAAGAAUCUAAACAUUUUGCUGAAGGAUGAGGAUGGAUCAGAUCUUGCAGGGAGACCUGCUUUGCCUGACAGGGAAACUAGUGUGCGUAUAAAAUAUGAAAAUAGGAAUGCUGAAGAAAGAAGUGGAGAGUGCAAUUACUCGAUGGAGAAAGCUGUCACAGUGGACCUACUCUUGGGUACUGACAAUUCCAUACCAAAUGAUCAUAUUGGGGAUUUAUGCAAAGAAAACACUGACGAUAUCCUCAUAGACAAUCAAGUAGCCAAUGAAGAGUGUCAGCAGUUGGAUAAGGCCAAGCAUCUGCCUUCCGGAACUUCUUCCAAAGGCCAGAACAUUUCUGGUCCAGCAGAAAUGGAGGACAUUUCUGCUCCAGCGGAAGUGAAGAACACUUGUGCUCCAGUGGAAACAGAUAGCACUUCAGCUCCAGCUGUGGAGCCUGUCUCCCCUCAGAUCAAGCAAGAGCUGAAACCUAAGAAGAGGAGGAAGAAAUGCUCUUUCUUUACCAAGAAGCAGAAGAAAGAUGCCUCCAAAACACCUGCUGCAAAGGAGAAAACUGAGGGCACGCCCUCAGCUGCAAAGAACAAAACUGGGAGCACACCCUCGGCUGCAGCAGCGGUGAAAACUGAGAGCACACCCUCUGCUGGAACAGGGUUGGGAACUAUGACCUUUCGCUCAGCUGGGAAGAUGCGAAAAGCUGGAAAUGAACCUGCAGACAUGAAGAAGCGUGAAUCUGGGAGCGAAUCGGCAGCACCAAAGAAGCACAAAACUGGGAGGCCAUCCUCAGCAGCAAAGAAGCAGAAAACUGAAAACCCAUCCUCAGCUACAAAGAAUCAGGAGACUGAAAACAAGCCCUCCACAAUAAAGGAGGCUGAGAGCGCCCCCUUGAAUAUGAAGAUUGAGAAGGCUGUGCUGGUGGCUGUAAAUAGCAGGAGGAGCCAAAGGGUCCGGAAGCCCAAAGUUUUUGAUGAAUGAAGCAGAGAAACUUCUCUGAUGUGUAUGUAUCCUGUCUGGCCGCCAAAGUAGGUGGCCAUAUUAAAACAUAUAGGAAGAAGUGAUGCAUCGCCAUGUAAUUUAGUGUACAUAUCAGCUUGUGUCUAGGUACAAAAAAAAGAAGGGUUGUCACCCAAAUGGUUGGUUGGUUGGUUGGUUGGUUGUUCUUAACCCUUAUCUUCUGGGGGACAAAACUAACAAUGUCAUGUUGUGUUACCUCUAUAUCGGAAAUGGAAAAAAAGGAGAAAAAUAUGCCAUGUAAUUGCAACUUGGCCUGCC
Messenger RNA from Setaria italica (foxtail millet), 2517 nucleotides. RefSeq lists its product as uncharacterized. The transcript has 6 exons. Bases 295 to 2220 code for a protein of 641 amino acids. The record is from RefSeq and is a predicted model, not a curated record. NCBI's taxonomy places the organism in Eukaryota, Viridiplantae, Streptophyta, Magnoliopsida, Poales, Poaceae.